UUCAUGAUAUUUAAAUAUGGAAAUUGAUACUUCCUUUGGGUCAACUGCGGCAAUAUUUGGUUGUUUGUUGCUGCUAAAAAUGUCGCGUGAGGUAAAAUGCGGCGGAGAGACGACGUAAUCGUUUUCUUACCAUGAGCUAGCAGCGGGUGUUUUGAUGUGUGCGGGCGGGAAAAGACGACAAGUCAAUAUUUGUUUCUAAUAUUACGACGAAUCUGAAAAGUCAUGUUGAACUCAGCGGCAUCAGCUCUUGUUAACAUAGACCCAGCUGGGACAACCAGAGAUGAAACAAUUGGCCGAAAUUUAGCAAGUGAGUACAGCAAUAUUCACGGAAAAUCUGAAAGUGUAAGAGAGCAACUUCAGUCUUUGAAUAUGGUCAACAGAGAGGACACGAACGACUGGGUAAAAAUGGACAGUCAAUCUAAGACGAAAGAAGAUGGAUCUGCUAAGCGUUCUCAACCUGUAGGAAAUGUCACACAACGGAAGGAGACAAGUCCAGGAACAGAGAAGAACAAGAGAAUUCUUCCGAUGACGCCAGGAACUACAAGUACAGCAAGUAGUACUGCGAUGACCCCCAAGUCACUCUAUUCAACGCCAAGCCAGUCGGCCCCCUCGACAGUAUCUUCGUCUGAAAAAACAAUCUCAAAGCGCUCAAGUACUUCUUCCUUGAGCAGCGCUAGUAACACAUCGUCUGUAUCAUCCGAGGGGCCCGAAGACGAACUUCGCUUAACUGACACGAAGCAAACUCACAUAGUUGUGUACAAGUUCGUUGCAAGACAUGAUGAUGAAAUUAAUUUAGAAAUUGGCGAUGCGGUUCAUGUGGACAAGAAGUGCGAAGAUUUGUGGUUUGAAGGGAUUAACCUACGAACUGGCAAGGCUGGGAUAUUUCCCUCACGUUAUGUUUCUGAUAUUCUACAGCAGACUUCUAUUCAAGGCAAGCAUUGAUUUCUCUUCAGUCACAGUGUUUCCGACUUUAAAUCCUCUUAUUUCACCCUUUUGUUUUUGUUCAGUUAUUUAACAAAGUUGUUCCGUAGGGGGCGGGGGGGGGGGGGGAGGCAUGGGUAUUGGGGGGAUAGGGAAGUGAAAAUAAUAGAAAAUAAACGAAGACAGGAGAAUAUCGCCACAAAAUACGUGUACAUCCAGGAGGGUUGACCCCUAACACCGAGGUCGGUUUGUUUUUUCCUCUUUUUUUUUUUUUCUAUUUUAUUUCAUCAGCUUUUUAUUUUAAGGAAGUUUUUUUUUUUUUUUCUCUCUUGUUUUUUUUAUUUUAAUUCUUUUUUUUUUUUCUUUUUUUUUUUUUUUUAUUUUUGAAGGGAGGGGUGGGGGGGGGGGGGGGGGGGGGGGGGUGUGGUUGGGUAGUUGGGAGAGGAGGUAGGUAACAAUCAUGAAAACACAAACAAUAAGUGCAAAUUUCACCACAAAAAUGGCCUUCCUUCUCUUCUGCUUGGGUUUUCAUUGUGAGCUCAUUGUGUGAUGUGAAAAGAAAAUAUAGUGCAACCCGCAUAAGCACAAGGUGAUCAAUAGAGAGGAGAAGUUGGUACAUCACAUUGCAGCACAUUUUCUGGAUUACAACCAACUUUAAAGCCGUAAAUGUGGUUGCCAUGCCGAUCAGUGAUGAGCCGAAAUAAAUUAACUGGGGAGAGAACUGCGACAAUUCUAAACAUGCAUUUGAAUACGUCUAAUGGGGAGUCAAAUAUGUCACUGUGGCAAUGACAAUGAGAAUGUCAAAAAAGCAAUAGGUUAAGAUCAGCAAAACAACAGCUUUACAUGUGCAGCACACUUUUUGUACAUUUCUUUGCCAUCACUGCACGACUACGACGUUAAUUGCCUAAUUUCAUGUUUUAUCGUCCAUGUGUACAUGCGACAGCAAAUUUCUCUUUCUUCCCCUACAGUAUUUAAUAGACAAAGUGAGAGAGUUAAAAUAAUCACGCUGAAGUUUCAAAGAACGUGAAGUGGCUUUUUGGGUGACAUUUUUGCUGCUGUGGCCCUCGUGGUAUUUUUUGUUGAGAUCCAGAAAUUUUGCCACCAUGGUAACAUGAUGUCACACUUCUCCUCACUAUUUUGCCCGGGCCAAUAAAAACAUUGGUUCCAGCUUCACUCAUGUGAAGGUGCCUUUCCACAAUUUUGAUACAAAACAAAUUCAAGUUUUAAGAAUAAAUUUUUGCUCAAAAGUUUUAUUAAACCAAAAAAUUUAAGAGGUCCUACAAACAGUAGAGAACUAGGGUUUCAAAAGUGACCACUUAACCGUUUAAGCCCUAAGAGUGAUCAGCAUCAAAUUCUCCUUGUAAUACCAAUGCUUUGUUAAGCAGGGUGGUCAUGAGAAUUACAGAUGUGAUCACACAAAAUAAAUUUUCUUGAUAUUUUAUCAACUUCUCCCAACUACUUCUGAAGGAAAUAAAUAGGGGCAAGAAAUGAGAAUUCAAAUUUUGAUCUUAGGGUUUCAAGGGUUAAUGGGCAUAUAAAACUACAAAUAUGCAUAUACAGUUGGUACUGAUGAAAAUAGUUGUCGGAGAAAAUCUUUUAUUUGUAAACCUUUUCAUCCUAAUAACAGGGUGUUCAUUAGGCAUCCUUGAUCAAAGAAUUUUCUGUUUACUUAUAUAUGCAUAAUUCUCAGGCAAGUGUCCGGUAACCUUUGACUAUUUUACAUUUAGACAUGGAGGCUCUUACAAAAUCUUCUCCUCUAACAUUACACCUUUCUCCUGCUACUCGAAUUCUUAAUAAAAACCCUGCAACAAUAAUAAUAGUAAUUCCAGGUAAUUUUUAAUAAUUGCCGACCUAGGGCAGUCCCCUGUGCAUUUUUAGAUCAAAAUUGAGACUGUCAGGUCUAUUAGACACCAUGACAUUUCAAUUUGGCUGGAGAAUGGGAUCUCCCUCUUACCUGGCAGUCGAUUCUCCAGUGCUUUAUGGCACAGAAUCCAGAUUGAUAUCUAGCAUUAUCCAGUGUGCUUUAUGAAUGCCCUGUCUAUUAUGCCACAGUUAAUAUUUGGUCAGUUAACGAUUUGUUCCAUGUGCAUCUCUUUUUAAAUAUAGAUAAUUCAAAUGGAGCACAAGUAAACCAGUUCAGUGUCAGGUAAAAGACAUGAUAACAUAUUUAAGAAUAAAAUAAUUACAUUAAUCAGCUGUUUCGUGUGGCCAAUCAGUCAUAUCAUUUUUAUAAUAUCUGGAUAUUCCAUUAUGAAGGUGAUCCUUACCACUGAUAUUGGUCAUUAAAAGUUUUUUUAGGCAAGAGGAGUUCAUUGUUUAGUUAAAUGGGACAAGAAAGAAAAAUUAUUUUGCAAAAACAAUUACGUAACAGUGUAUCAUACACAGCAACACAUGUACAAGAAUUUACAGGUAGAGAUGACAUGAUUAGUGGAUAAGCAGCAUGCAGAGAAAGUCAUGUCCGAUAGCCAGGGGCUAGUGGAUUUUGCUAUCGGGCUUGUGAUUUUUGCUCUUAACUUGCCCGAUGGGCAAGUGCUGUUUUUUUGGGAAAUACAAAUUACAGAAGGAUUGUAAUCAAUCCUGCUAAUCAUAAAGGGUUUUGGGGCCAGUUGAAGUGACUUGUGGGCUAGUACAUGCCAGCUACAGCUUGCCCAAAUGGCAGGCUGUAAAACUGACUUUCUUUGCACCUUGAUAAGUGAAAUUAGUUUAAGCUCAAUAAUUAUAGCUUUUAUCUCCAUGUUAUUGUAGGUUUCUUGGGUCGGUGGAGGUGAAUGGAUUUAAGGGAAAUGAAAUCAUAUGUGAUGCUAUGAGACAGGUACUUGAUUUUUGUAAUCUUUUAAAAAAAAUUUUUAUUUUUUUUUAUUUUUCCCAAUGGUAUGAGGAAAUACCUUUUCUCUCCUACAACUUUUUCGGAAGGAAUUUUGUACCGAAAGUCGAUGAUACAAGGGAACAUGAAAAAGACACUCUCUCUUUGUGUUUCUAGCAAUGUUUUGCCUUUGCCUGCACUCCACUAUCUGAAUGCGUAGAACAGGCUAUCAGGAAGAAGAAACUAUGUGUUAAUAAAUUGUAAAUUAACGGUACCAAUCUUAAUUUAAAUAUUAGCAUUGCUGACCAAAUUUGCUUAUAACCUUGCUUUUUAUAGAUUGUGAAGCAGCAUCAACUGACUUCAACAGCCAGACCACCUGCUUGUAUACUAGAUGUAACUGAAAGAGGAAUUAGGAUCACUGAACACCCUGUGGCAGGGCAGAGAAGGGUAAUGGAAUCAAGCAUGACUGUAUAGAUUCUUAGUAUUAGACAUUCUUCUCCUUCUGUCCUCAAAUGUUUCUUAUGGGUGGAGUGAGAAGAAUUUGUUCAAAAAUUCAGAGACUUUAAAAUCUCUGGUGCACUUGUCUUUAUUUCUUCCCCUCCCAAAUUAUGUGGCCAAACCCAAAUUUUGACAAAAUUUCCAAAUAUCAUUUUGUAAAAUGCUUAACAGUGAAAGUUCCACCAAAGAUGUUUCAUUUGAGAGUCGUACAGGGUGGCCCUCUGGCACAGUUCACAGACCAUAAAACAACUAAUCACUAAUCACAGAUAACAAACUUUCAUUUCAGUUUUUGAGUCACAUAAUCAGCAAAGUAAUGUUUUUUUAUUUUACUCUAAUUAGGUAAAGCAAAAAGUGGCAAAAGAGUGUCUGAAAAAACAACUUGAAAGUGGCAAAAAGGAAAAGCAAGACUGCAAAUAGCAACUUACAAGAAUUCAUCAUUCUCAUUUGUUGCUUUAUUUAUCUUCCGGAAGUCUCAAAACUGAAAAUCAGGGAAAAAUAAGUAAUAAAAGUUUUUCUCGGGGCUCAGACAACCUUUUGGUCAAGGGUUCAAAAAGAAUAAUUAUUGAAUUCACAAUUCGCAAAAAAUAAAAUCAAGUAAUUACGUAUCACGAAAAUACACCUGUACAGAUGUACGACCCAGCUCUAAUUUGAGUGGCCGCACCAUAGGAUUUUGACAACAGAGUCCAACGUUAGAACUACAUAACAACCCUCCAUCAUUCACUCCGGGAAUGAAAAGGUUAAUUAUCAGGAUUAAUUUUUAAUAUUAUUUUUAUCAAUAAUUUCUUAUUAAUACAGUCGAACCUCUCCACAGCAGCCCAAAAAAUUCCCAUUCAUGAACGCUUCACUUUUGACCAACAGCUAAAUCUAUAAUUUUAUAAGCUGAGUUUUGCCAUGCGGCAGCUCAAUAUAUGCAACAUGCAUUUAGCUUUGGAUUAGGAUGGAGUUUAUCCUUCUUGUCAAUUAUUGUUUCAGGAUUCAGCAUCCAGCAAAAAAUCAAGAAAAGGCAAAUUAGGAAAAAUAUUUGAGAAAGAGUCAAAGGUUUGUAAUUAAUUACUUCACAUAACCGGGACAUUUUUUAUUUAGUUAUGGCCACGCACCCUCUAAUUAAAUGUUUUCAUUUGCCUUAGUUUUAAUUGGCUGGUUCUUCAGGCAUGUAACUGGGUUGUCUCUGGGACUUCAAAAUAGAAUGCCUGGGAUUUCUUAGUCUUCAUUUCCCAUCAUUUUUAAGGUAGCAAGUCUUGAACAAAGAUUUUUCUGCAUUUUCUUUUUUCUUUCCAUCAGUUCAUCCUUAUUUUUCCCCGUUUAGCGUUGUCCGACUUACCCAAAUUUUUCGCAUUUUUCAAAUUUUUUUUCUUUUCAUCUGACCGACCGAUCCCAACUAAAAAAGGGAGGGUGGCCUAUGGUGGGAGGCGAUAGGGACGACUCAAUUUCACAAAAAUGUGGGGGAUUUCUCGUGAUAAUGCUUCUCAGCUUCGCCGGCUGCUCCCAAUUCUAACUCGGUAACUCCAUACGUACUUAACUAUGUAUUGAUAGUAUACCCCUUAAUUGCCCACUACGUCUUUCAUUCAUUCUAGGAACCACCAAAAUCACACUACUUUGCGCUGAAGAAUGUUACGUUUUGUGGUUGUCAUCCCCAUAAUGCAAGGUAAUCAGUUUUAAACAUUUUUAACGUAGAAGCGUCUAAUCUAAACAGGUCAAACAGCUUUUGUCAGCACGUCUUUUAAGACAGACUAAACGAGAUAGUAUGAUGCACAAGAGUUUCUUCCAGAAGCUAAAGGGUGAUGACGUUUAUUAGAACAAAAUAUUUAGUUUUAAAACUACCGCAAUAAAAAAGCCUGCAUCAGCAUGACCUCAGUUGAGCACUUUUGUUUGCUUGGUUACUGAAAUUUUCCUUUGUUCCGCUUGCAAUUUCCCACAAGCCUGCUAGAAAGCUUUCCUUUUCGAGUGGUGAGCGAAGCAAGCCUGAUGGGGAACACGCCAGUGAGCGGCGUGGCUUUCGCGUGCCGCUCACGCGUGACUUCUCGCGACUACCCCAAAAUGGGAUCGAGAUUGUCAACGGGCUAAUGUGCCUCCUUUUCAUCGAUUUUUACAAUCUUUUUCGGAUGUUUCCAGAUUUUUUGCUUUUAUUACAAAACAUCCCGAGGAUCACCGAUUUGCAUGUCACGUGUUCAUGUCGGAGUUCUCCACUGAGCCAGUCGCUAGUGCUAUUGGGUAAGUGAAUAUUCUCAAUACUUAAUAACGAAACUUUGCCAAUAUUUCUGCACGGUGUGAAGUCACCUGCUAAUUCACCCCAGUAACUGUGGUAACAUAACUACCAAAUCGUGGUUUCAAAUGAUGUGUCAAAGAACGAUGUCCAUCAUUUAAAAGGAAAUUGAAAAUUAGGGCAAUUGAGUCGCUUAAUUGAUACAUAGUUAAUUGAGUGGAAUGGUUAUGAAACCCGUCAGACUCCUUUGUUAUAUGUUUUUGUGGACCUGAAAGUGCACAACGUUCAAAAGAAUUCCUAUCAAUUUGAUAUCCGUAACAAUUUGCCAACAGAAAACAAAGGAUUGUGCACUUUCCGGGUGCUUCCAACAUAAACUGCAGCACUGUUGUUUUUAUCAUUGAUGUUUGCCGCUUUUCAUAACCAGUCUCCUCUAAUAACUAUGAUUGAUAAUGGCGAUAAUGCAGUGAUUAUGGUACUGAAGAUCAUGACUAUGAUGGCAAUUUUGAUGAUGAUGAUGAUGAUUAUGAUGAUGACCAUGAUUAUCAUCAUGAGUUAAAGUAUUAAUACUAGUAACUGUCUAGGCUACGAAUCAGAAGGUCAAAUUACUUGAAACCAAGGUUUGGUCACUGGUGCAUCGCUUUUCUACCGAUGCAAUGCAUUUAUCUUUUAGAAACUAAUUACCUCGUUUUGGGUUCUUAUUGAUUUCUUAUUGUAUUAUUCAUCCUGUUGUGUCAUAGGCGCGCUUUCAAGAAGUUUUACGCUGAUUUUCUCGACUAUCAAGCUCCUGUAGAAGACUUCUACAUUGAAUGACAACUCGUCUUACUUGUAAUAACAUAGCUAGAUAGCUGACUAGAUAGAGAAACUUAAAUUGAAGUGGAAAGUAAUAUUUGGGAUUCUUAAUUUUGCAUUUCUAUCCUCUCUGAUUGACUGAAACUUGUCGUCUUUAUCUUGACCAAUCAUGCAGAAGUUAAACAGAUACCAAUUG
Messenger RNA from Porites evermanni, 7410 nucleotides. The record is from the annotation of a GenBank genome assembly. NCBI's taxonomy places the organism in Eukaryota, Metazoa, Cnidaria, Anthozoa, Scleractinia, Poritidae.